AUGAUUGCUGAAAUAGAAGAGCAUAUUCGUGAAAAAGUGUCUUGGUCACAACUUCCUACACAUAUCAAACAGAUAUUGAGCAAUUCAUCUAAAGAAUACCACCGAUUUGUGGUAAAUUUCAGUAUAAAAAAUCAACUGAGGUACCGUGGAAAUUUGGUUCGACAUGUUUUCAAGGAUGAAAAGAAAUACUAUGAACGAAUUAUGGGUUACAGUAGGGAAAGACUCAUGCUAUUUCCAUAUCACCUUGCUGAUAUGAUAGUCAAAGGGCUGAGAAUAACUCCAUUCAACUAUUAUAUUUCUGUUGUGGAGAGGCUUAUGCAGGCAGAAAAAAGUUAUGACACCCUACCUAAUUUUACAGCUGCUGAUUGUUUGCGAUUGCUUGGGAUUGGAAGAAAUGAGUACAUUGAGUUGAUGAACAAAUCCAGGUCCAAUAAAGGUAGAUUGUUUGGAAAGAAAAAUGUGAGGGUGUUGCUUCCAAAAGUACCUUGUGAUAUCCAUAUUGAACCUUGGUGGAGAGUGGAGGUGGGGCUUAUUUUAGAAGAAGAUAUAAAGAUGGUUAACGAAGAAGAAUUAGCAGUUAUUGAUAAGUUGAUCGACUUUGGAUCUCGAAAUGCUGGUGAUUUACCUCAUCAUGUUGUACUUAGUUUGUAUAAAAAAGGACUGAUAUACUUAGAUGUACCCGUAACUGCAGAGGAUAGGGUUCAGGUUCCUCCACUUCAAGGUUUCGUUAUGAAUCGGAUUUUAGGAGACUAUUUCGAAACACUUCUCUAUAAGACAUUUGUGUCAAUUGAUGAACAUACUACAGUUGGAGAGUUAGCAGCAGUUCUGCAAGUUGAUACUGAAUUGCUGAAACAAGCUGUUUCUUUAUAUUGUCGAUUGAAAUUUGCCCUGAAACUUAAUUCUGACAUGGAACAAGACAGAAUACAGUGGCAUUCUUCCUGGAAACAUGUGCCAACACAAGAUUCACAAAACAUGGAUAUAACGCCACUCACCUUGAACCUGAACAAUAGUGCCAUUCCAACGAUCUCGAAUGACUUACAGUCACCUCAGUCCGACCUACCCGACAGUCCUGCCAGUUCUUCUUUAUCAGGAAAGGGCCAAAGGGUGGCCUUCUUGUUUGAUUCCACUCUAACAGCAUUCCUCAUGAUGGGCAACCUUUCGCCUGGCCUCAAAAAGCAUGCGGUCACGAUGUUCGAAGUGGGCAAAUUGUGCGACGAGAGUUUGGACAGUUUUUUGUCUGAGCUAGAGAAGGUUUCUGUACUCGAUGCUGAGGGCGAAGGUGAAGCCAGAAGAUUCUUUGAUCAUGCGGUCAUUCUACGAUCAACAGUAUUAGCUCUAAGAAAAUUGCCGAGUUUAGGUUUAGAUUUGGUAAGGCUAGAAAGUUUACAUUCCUUGGAUGAGCCAACAUGUUUGAGAUUAUUGCAGAAGAAAUAUAAAUUGUUGGUUUCAAUGGCUCCUCUCAGUAGAGAAGUUCGACCAGUUACCAGUUUAUUACCUCCUCAUUUGGGACCAGCUGUACCUGAAGUUAACACUCUGUGGUUCAAAUUAUUUAUAUAUCACAUGACUGGCUAUGGUCCACCAUCAUUACUACUAACCAAAGGAACAACUCUGAAACAGUUACCCAGAAUGUUCUUGGGCUUCACUCGUGUGGUCGUGACGUCUUGGCUACACGAACCAGCAGUCAUACCGAUCUCCAACAUUCUCUACGUGAAUGCGACCCUCCAGUUCUCCCCGGUGCUGAUCCAAGCGUACGGCGUGCACCAGCCUGCCCAAACCUACAUACUGCCCUUCCCGUUCCAACCCGUCACGCCGACCAAGAUCAAAGAUGAGUCGACCUCCGACUCGAUGUUCAGGAACCACAAGGCCGUCAAGUGCCUCGCCGAGGUGGUGGAUUUGGAGCACAAUUGCGGGUACCUGACUUUUGCUAACAUUGGUGUUCUGGAUUUCGGGUGUCCAAAUAGGGAGAUGGUGGUGAGGCUAUCCAGAAACAGCAGAAGUUCAACUCAAGGGUCUACGAAAAUUUCCAAGGACAAGACGGGACCUAAAAUUCAAACUGAACCCAGCUCUAUAACAAAUGAAAACUUCAGUUUCACCCCAGAAAAGAAUGCGCCAACACCAAACCAUUCGAACAUUCUGGAUGAAAAAGAAAAUGUUGAUAAACUCCAAUCUCCUGUCGAAAGUCAUUUUGCACUGACACCCUCGUCUAACAGCCAUUCUUCUUCCCCUGCAAAUGGUUUUACUAGUCAAGAGGGAACAAAUCUACUUCAGGAAGAGUUGGAUCAACUAGAGAUCCAGGAAGAGACCAAUCAAAAUAUAGGGUUUCAGUUAGAGUUGAAUUUGAAAAAUAGCAUUUCGAUUGAUGGUUUGACAAGUCCUUUAGAGGAAAACAUAAAUAUGUUUACUAGAGAUGACGAUAAAGAAGUAAGAAAUGACGAGAAAAUGGUGGAAAAUUUGAAUGAAGGAUACAAUACAGAAAAGGAUUGUGAAUCCGAGGUGUGGACCUUGUUGGAUUGUCAUUUUGGAAUACCACUUUUUGAUGUGAACGCAAAUACAAAAAUCUGUGAUACCAUUGUAUAUGGAGGGUUGUCAGAACCCAACAGCCUUGAAGCUUUGGUGGAAUCUAGUCGAAAACUGGGGUCUGUUCUACUGGAUUUCAUAUCACAAUGCCAGUAUUAUCCUGGUGAAAAUAUGGAGAUCCUCAAGAGGGGAAGAUUGGUUCCGCUUCCUAAACAUAGUCUCAUGUUCGACAAUGGUCGGGUAAGCAAAUGGUCCGGUAAAUGA
This is a messenger RNA of Phaedon cochleariae (mustard beetle), 2781 nucleotides long. The record is from the annotation of a GenBank genome assembly. NCBI's taxonomy places the organism in Eukaryota, Metazoa, Arthropoda, Insecta, Coleoptera, Chrysomelidae.